AUGUCCACUCCCACCGACCCAAACCCAGUUCGUACCGCGACGGGCGCGUCGGCGCCUCCAGUGAUGAAGAUAAGACGGCCUAAAGCAGCAGAUCCUUUGGUGCGACCCAAGAGGAGGCCUCCCCCGGGGAAGAAUAUCAGACCCUCUGGUGUUGCAAACGGCACGAGGCCACCCCCAGGGGCAGCCCAACCGAAACUGAACACGAUCCCAGAGCCGCCGCUCAGCCGACUUCAGCGAUCCAAGGUCCGAGAGGAUUUGACCACAAACGGGUUUAGUGGCGCGCCUCUCUCGAAUACAGUGACCGACUACCCGUUAGUGACUACCAAGCGUGCGCUGCGAGAAGGCCUCAAGUAUCAUGUCGCCAAGCUUCUGUCCAAGAAAUCUAUGGACCCUAGAGAUGAAUCGCAAUUUACACGUCCAGUUCGCCUCCAGCGACGUGACCCUCGGUUUAGGCCCCCCGAGCCAGAUGCCUCCAAAUCCGAGGAUACAAAAAUGCUAGAUGUCGCCAAUAGCCCGGGGGAGGCCGAGCGUGAAGAGUUUGAAGCAAAGAAAGCUGCCCGAGAAAAGGAACGCGAAGAGAACCUUGCCCAGAUUGCGCCGUCAGCCAACAACCCUCAAAAGCGGUCCAAUCCCACGAAGCCGAAAACACAGCAAGUCAUGAAAGCUGACAUGACUGCGGAAGAAAUCGCAAGAGCUCGAGUCAAAUAUGAGGAGGCUCUUCCAUGGCAUCUGGAGGACUUUGACAAUAAGAACACAUGGGUAGGAAAUUAUGAGGCUGCUCUAUCCGAGACAUACGCCAUGUUUGUUCUUGAACCGAGCGGGAAUAUGAGAAUGGUGCCCAUCGACAAAUGGUAUCGAUUCAAUGCGAAGAAUUCGUUCAAAUCCCUGACGAUCGAGGAAGCCGAGAAAUUCAUGUCAAAGAAAGUCAAAGACCCCCGAUGGUUCAUGGAGAAGCAGCAAGAAGCCGUCGAAAAGCGAGAACUGGAAACAUUUGCCAAACAGCGAAAAGUUUACCGAGGCAAGGCAGUUUCUGGAACAGGAUUGGAUGGUGACGAUAUGGACUUUGAAGAAGACCGAUUUGCAGAUGAUGAAGAAGUAGAUGCUGGUCUUUUCGAAGAAGACGAAGAUGCUAAAGCUUCCGAAAAGCGGAUUAAACAGGACCAGUUGAAAGCAAACAUUUUCAACUUGAAAGAAGAAAAAGAUUAUGACGAGGAAGAGACUAGAGAGCGAAAGGAAAAGGAAGCCCGGAAAGUCAUCGGGAAAAAAGUGCGCAAGGCACUGCAGAAACGCGAGAAGAACUUUGACUAUAGUAGUGGUUCGGACGUGAACCCUUACUCUGACGAAGAGAGCUCCGAGGAGGACAGCGAAGCAGAGCGCCAGAAAGAAGCAGAUAAGAAAUUAGAGGAGGAAAAAACCGCCAAGGACAAGGAAAAGGAAUCCGGUGCUUCGACCAAGGGCACAAGCACACCAUCUGGUCGUCCAAAACAUACCGAUGCCCUUAAGAAAGCCGCCAUUGGACGCAAGCGCGGCGGAUCGCCCAAUCUCUCAGAUGCCAGUGGGACAGAUACUUCGCGAAAGAAGCCAAAGCACGCAUCAACCCAGCCUGGUCGCGCUUCGCCUUCUCCUUCAUCUGUACUCGCGGCAACCAAAAAGAGAAGUCGGAUUGGAGGCGCAGUUUCUGGAAGUGACAUCGAAGGAGGCGCCCUGUCCGGAGGCGAUAUGAGCGACAAUAGCAAAGCGAAGAAGCUCAAGCUGAAUCUAUCACUGGGCGGUUCUAGAAGCGGUACUCCUCUCAGCUCAAGACCGGGUAGCCCAGCACCUCUCCGAGCAGGAACGCCUGACGGCGUCAAAGGUCCAACGCGAGGAUCAACUCCACGUCCAGUUGCCGGAGCCGGAGCUGCUGGCCAGCCAAGCUUUCCCACGCCAGCAGAAAUCCACGCUGCUAUCCCAGCCUCUGGCAUUCUCAGUCGAGAUCUUCUCAAGAUCUUCCACCCGCGUAUCGGCGAGUCCAAGGAGAAUCACCGUCGAUUCAUCGCAAUUGUCAAGGAUGUCGGUGUCUAUGGUAAAGAAGACCGUCUGCUACGUCCGGGCGUGUUGAAAGAUGCUUGA
This is a messenger RNA of Talaromyces rugulosus, 2109 nucleotides long. RefSeq lists its product as uncharacterized. Bases 1 to 2109 code for a protein of 702 amino acids. Gene Ontology annotation, molecular function: TFIIF-class transcription factor complex binding; DNA binding; RNA polymerase II general transcription initiation factor activity. The transcript has 4 exons. The record is from RefSeq and is a predicted model, not a curated record. Lineage: Eukaryota; Fungi; Ascomycota; Eurotiomycetes; Eurotiales; Trichocomaceae. Gene Ontology annotation, cellular component: nucleus; transcription factor TFIIF complex. Gene Ontology annotation, biological process: transcription initiation at RNA polymerase II promoter; positive regulation of transcription elongation by RNA polymerase II.